AUGACGCACUACACCCUGCUUCAACUUCCUCACGGCGCCUUGAACCCAUUACUCUCCUCGCGCUGGCCUCAUCAAGACGCCGGGGACACUCUACCGCCCGGUCCGACCGCAGGUCUCGCUAUCUGCGCGGUCAUACCACACGCCUCGCCUGCCGAUGAACACCCCGAUGCCCCAUCGCAAUCUGUUUACGAGUCCGCCAGCGAAGAUACCACGCUCCCAUAUACGCGCGAGUACGUCGCGGACCUGCGGCGCCAGCUUGACGAGGCUGAGGGCCAGCUUGUAGAGCUCAGGGGCGACGAAGUACGCGUGCGAGAUGAGCAGGCGGAGCUCGACGCGCUCAGGAUCCAGGUCGAGCACGCACGGGACGAGCAGGAGCGCGUACAAGAAGAGCAAGUGGAUCGCAUCUCCGAGCUUACCUGGGAGGUCUCCGUACGCGACGCGCGCAUCCGGGAGUUAAACGAGACGAAUGCGCGACUGGAGACCUCCUGCGCCACCCUCGCCGCCUCGCGCGAUCGGCUGUCUGACGUGGUCGACGAGCUAUCCGCGGAGCGAGCCAAUCUGGAAUAUAUCGUCGAAGAGCGACAGCAGCGCGUCGAUGAGUUGGAGAGGCAGAAUUGUGCGCUUGAGGCGUCCAAUACGGAGCGGCAGGAGCAGAUCCAGGCGCUGCAGGCGUCGACCGCGGAGCUCGAGAGCGCGGGUGCGGCCCUGAAGGACAAGAUGAAGAAGGCGGUCAGGAAGUAUAAGGAGCUUAUGGAGGAGAAGGACACACUCGAAGCGCGGGUGACUGCUCUGACCGCGUCCAACGACGAGCGCGCGGCGCGUAUCGCGUCGCUUGAGGCCCAGCUGCGCGACCUGAAAGCGGCAGACGUGACCUCGAAGCAGCGCAUCGAGCAGCUAGAGAAGUACAGCGAAGAGAAGGAGCACGCCAUCGCCCAGCUCCGGCACGAGCUCGCGGUGUUGACUGCAGUCGUGGAGGAGGUAAAGUCGGAGAACGCCGGUCUGACGGAGGAAAAUGCGAGCCUGACGGCGGCGAAUCGGGAACUCAAGUCAAGGAUGGACGAUCUCGAGGCUGAGCGGGCCGAGCUGGGCUCUUUGCGACUGGAAAAGGCGCGAGCGGACGCGGUCAUCAGCGGGCUCGAGUUCGCGCUCGCCAAUAAGGAGGGCAGGCUCGCGCAGCUUGACGCCACCGUCACCUCGUUGAGCGGCCAACUGGAGGCGAGGAAAUCGGAGGAGGCGGAGGCGAGAGUGGAGAUGGAUGCGACCAACGAGCAGGUGGCUGCUCUGUUGGAGGAGCGCGAGGUCCUGACAUCGCAGCUUGCCGACGCGCUGUUCCAGAUCGAGGCGCUACGGGAGCCGCCGCUUGCGAGCGACGAUGAUAUUGCGAGCGUCCUCAGCGAGAUCAACCAGGCGAUGCAGAGGAUCGCUGAGGAUAUCGCUGCGAAUGUCAUGCCCAUAGCCAGCUCUCCCGACGAGUCAUCUGCCACGCGCGGCGUGUGCCAGCUCACCCCCCGCCUUCGAGCGCGACUCGGGCCGAGUUUGUAUGCCGCUCUGACACAAGGCGACGUAGACGCUAGGCGCGCCGUGCUAUCGCACGCGCUGCGGGCUAUCCUAGCACAUUGGGUCCGAGGUGUCGUCGGUCGCUGGUCGUUGACGGACGACGAGGAGAACCUGGCUCUGCGUCGCAUGUACGAGAAGAUCGUUGAGAACUACGACCCCCAAGUAGCCGGGAAGUGGCGCUCGCUUGCGCUGCGCGUGAGCGCGCGCGCCGAAGACACCCUAUGCGCCGCGCUCGAGUCCUCGCUGCUCGAGAGCCUCGCCGCCGUGCUCACUUCCGCGCGCUUCGAGCGAGGACCUCGCGAAGACGCAGAGACCCUGGACGCACUUGUCGAAUCUCUGGUCUGGAAGGUCGUUGAGCUUCGCGAACACAUCGGCGUCGUCGUCACGGACCGCGAGCUUGCGCUUGUGCUGCCACGGCCCGGGGAUCGCUUCGAUGAGGCAACUAUGCAGGUCACUCCCGCUACGUCCGUAGCACCUCUGCAGGAAGUCGAAGGGGAUAGCGAGAAGGGUCGAGCGGGCGGGUGUGAUGCGGUUGACGAGAGUAAUGAAGGCGAUCUGGUCGCAGAGGUUUCGUGUGCGGUUGCGUUGGGUCUUGUUCGAUAUCAAGGGACUAUGCCUUUAACAGUGGUCAAGUCUCGAGUACUACAGCGGUAA
Molecule: messenger RNA, 2211 nt
Organism: Schizophyllum commune H4-8
Lineage: Eukaryota; Fungi; Basidiomycota; Agaricomycetes; Agaricales; Schizophyllaceae
Exons: 2
Coding region: 1-2211 (736 amino acids)
Source: RefSeq, a predicted model, not a curated record